AUGAGCGCUACGCCUGCUGGUCCCCCCGGCUCCACUCCGACCGCCGCCAGCGGGAGCAACACCCCGAACGGCAGCGCUCCGUCAGCUCUCCGCCGCCCGCCGAAGCCGAAGGCCAACCCCUUGGUCCAGCCGAAGCGCGCCAAAGAUAAGCGCGCGCUGGCGAAAAGGCCUGCUCCGUCUGGUGCAAACGCCGCCGGUGCUCCUGCCAAUGGCGCCGCCGCGCAGCAGAAGGCCGCGCCCUCCAGCAACUUAUAUGAGAACUUUAUGCCGCCUCCGGGCACACAAGUGAAGGCGACGCCGCUUUUCACCACCAAGCGCGCGCUUUUGGAGGGCCUGAGGCACCACAUUGUCAAGUUCCAGUCCAAGAACCCCAUCGAUCCGACCGACCAAGCCGAGUUCACCCGUCCUAUCCGCCUGCAUAGACGCGACGCUGCGCUUGGAAAGUCCGGUGCCGGCGCAGAUUCUGGGGGUGAGGGAGAAGAGAAUGACGAGGAGGUCAAGGAAAGACUGCGGAUAGAAGCUCUGAAGGAAGAAAGGCGCCGGAACCGUGAGGAGAUUCAGGCGCAGAUUGCGCCCAAGUCCAAGGGCAGGACAUUUGUUGAUAACAAGAAGAAAAUCCAGCAGGUCUAUGAGCGUAACGAUACCCCGCAAGCCAUCAAAGCUUCCCGCCUGCGGUACGAGGAAACGCUGCCAUGGCAUUUGGAGGACUUCGACAACAAGAACACCUGGGUUGGUGCCUAUGAGGCUGCUCUUUCGGACUGCCACGUCAUGAUGAUCAAGGAACAAGUCGUCAACCCGCAGACAGGCGAGGUAACGGAAAAGUACCGCAUGAUCCCCAUUGAGAAAUGGUACAAGUUCUCCGCAAAGGACAAAGCCGUUAGCAUGUCGCUGGAGGAAAUCGAGAAGCAGGAAAAGGGCGGUUUUGCUUUGUCUCGCUGGGCUCUCCACCCUCAAGGUGAGACCAAGAAGAGCAACGUUCCCAAGUGGAUGAGAGAGAUGGAGGCCGAGAAGCAGCUCAAGCAAAUGGCAGAGGACAGUGCCAUGAGAUCCAAGGGCCUCUUCCUCCGCAGUGCAGGCCGUGGAGACGAAGAGGAUGUCAAGAAGCGCCGCUCGGACGAUGACGACUGGAUCAAGACCGACGGUGCCCCUGAUGCAGAUAUCAUUGAUUACGACGACAAGGAGGCCUUUGCCGACGACGAGGAGGGCGUCAAUGGUUUGUUUGAAGGCGACGAUGAGACGACAAAGGACGCAGAGGAAAGGAUCAAGCGUGAGCAGUUGUCAGCCAACUUCUUCGCGAACAAAGACGAGAAAGAUGUGUGGGAGCAGGAGGAAGAAGAAGCUUUGGAAGCGGAGCUGAAGAAGAAGUUGGAAAAGAGCUUGCGUAAGAAGAUCGUCAAGCGCGAGAAGAACUAUAACUAUGAUCUGGACGACAGUGACGAGAACCCAUAUUCCGAAGAUAGCGAGUCUGAAGACUCCGAGGUGGAGCGCCAGAAAGAAGAGGAGCGAAAGCGUGAAGAGGAGAAAGCUGCAGCGGAGAAGGGCAAAGGCAAGGCCAACGAACCCGCAGAGAAGUCUGCAUCAGGCACUUCCACGAAGGGCAGCAACACCCCUUCCAAUCGCCCAAAAACUAGCGAUCCACUCAAGCUGUCUUCAUCACAAACUCUUAAGCGGCCCGGCUCUCCGAACCUCUCUGAGCAAAGCGGUAACGAGUCUUCACGUAAGAAGCAGAAGAAGUUCGGUGGAGGUGGUAGUGACAGUGAAGCCACCGACAGCGGAAAGCCGCUAGCGUCUCGGAUCAAGCAAACAGCAAACUCGCAAGCGCCUACCCCUGGCGGGAGCCGUGCUGGCAGUCCUGUUGUGGGUGGUACAGGCAGUCGUGCAGGCAGUCCAGCCGCCGGUGCUGCUGGUGCCAAGGCACGUGCCCCCGCCAAUUUCGGCCCACCUCCGUCUGUCGAGGAGAUCCGCGCUGUCAUUCCUCCCGAGGGUGCCAGCAUGCAACAUUUGAUUUCCAAGUUCAAGGGGCGCUUCAAGCAAGGCAGCCCAAGCCAACACCAGUUUAUUGCUAAUGUCAAGGCCGCCGGUCAAUAUGAUAAGAACACGAAGAUGAUUUUCCGGAAGCCUUGA
Molecule: messenger RNA, 2124 nt
Organism: Lasiodiplodia theobromae
Lineage: Eukaryota; Fungi; Ascomycota; Dothideomycetes; Botryosphaeriales; Botryosphaeriaceae
Product: Transcription initiation factor IID
Exons: 3
Coding region: 1-2124 (707 amino acids)
Biological process (GO): positive regulation of transcription elongation by RNA polymerase II; transcription initiation at RNA polymerase II promoter
Cellular component (GO): nucleus; transcription factor TFIIF complex
Molecular function (GO): RNA polymerase II general transcription initiation factor activity; DNA binding; TFIIF-class transcription factor complex binding
Source: RefSeq, a predicted model, not a curated record